AGGCCGUGUCCGUAAAAACUGCAGAAUGCCUCAAAGUGGCAAAUUACGGUAAAUAACAAGAUAGAACUGGAGGCAGCUCUUAAAGACUAUAAGCCUGCAUGUCAGUCUCCUCUCCAGUAACACACACCACCAGUGGUCGCCAUGACGACAGACGAGGCUGAGAAGCAGCAGCGUAGGAACGUUCGCCCCAGUCCAGAUCAGGAUCGGGGCCCCGGUGGGCCCUCGGAUCAGCAGGACCGCUCGUCCCCGGAGGAUCAGGUGCCGAGACCUCGCACGCGCGGCUCAGGGGGCCGUGGGCUCUCUCGCCUCUUUUCCUCCUUCCGGAAGCAGCGGUCACUGUGCUCCGAAGAGGAGCGAGACGGGCCAGGGGAGCAGUGGGAGACGAAAGAGCUGAAGGCCCCCAUCGCAGACCCAGAGCCGGAGCUCCGGGCAGAGGAGGACACCGCUCUCGAUCUGCAGUCCCUCAGCAGUGCAGAGAUACAGCUGGUCCACGUGGACCAGAAAGAAGACCAAGACACGGAGAAAGACUCUCUGGAGGAAGAGGAGGCUGGGAGGGGGGGUCAGGAGGACAAGGACGGGGAAGGAGGCCUCCAGCAUCAAGAAAGGAAGGAGGGAUCCAAGACACGGAAAGCUGGCCGCCAAGUGCGCACCAUGCACUGCAAGGUCACCCUGCUUGAUGACACUCAGUAUGAGUGUGAGCUGGAGAAACAUAGCAGAGGGCAGGAUCUCUUCAUGAAGGUGUGUGACCAUCUGAAUCUGCUGGAGAAGGAUUACUAUGGGCUGGCGUUCUGGGAGUCACCCACCACCAAGACCUGGCUGGACUUCGCUAAGGAGAUACGGAAACAGACACAAGGAAUUUGCGAGUUUACCUUCAACGUGAAGUUUUAUCCACCUGAUCCAACUCAGCUGACGGAAGACAUCACCAGGUACUACCUGUGUCUGCAGCUACGCAAGGACAUCUUCAGUGGCCGGCUGCCCUGCUCCUUUGUGACACUGGCAGUGCUGGGCUCCUACGCGGUCCAGUCAGAGCUGGGCGAGUACGAUCCGGACCUGCACGGCCCUGACUACACUCGGCAGGUGCGGCUUGCCCCGCGCCCCAGCAGGGAGCUGGAGGAGAAGGUGAUGGAGCUACACCGUACCUACAAGUCAAUGAUCCCGGCACAGGCCGACAUCAUGUUUUUGGAAAAUGCUAAGAAACUAUCUAUGUACGGACUGGACUUCCAUCCAGCUAAGGACCUUGAGGGUGUGGACAUCAUGCUGGGCGUCUGCUCCAGCGGACUGAUGGUCUACAAGGAUAAGCUGCGAAUCAACCGCUUCCCUUGGCCAAAAGUGCUUAAGAUCUCUUACAAACGAAGCAACUUCUACAUAAAAGUCCGGCCCUCUGAGCUAGAGCACUAUGAGAGCACCAUUGGCUUCAAGCUGCCCAACUGCAAAGCCUCCAAGAGGCUCUGGAAAGUGUGUGUGGAGCACCACACCUUCUUCAGACUCUCUUCUACGGAAGCAGCCACCACACCCCGGAGGUUCCUGGCCUUGGGCUCCAAGUUUCGUUACAGUGGGCGAACCCAGGCCCAGACACGCCAGGCUAGCUCCAUGAUCGACAGGCCUGCUCCCCUAUUCCAGCGCUCUACAAGCAAGAGGGCAUCACGCAGCCUUGACGAAGGGCAGCUGCAGACGCAGACAAAGAAGGAGGACAAUUGGUUUGAACUGCUGGACCGUGCCCCCAUAAAGACCACCCCGCCCCCUCCAGUGGGGCCUCUUGGUGUCCAGCCAGGGGGCUGCUCCUCUGCCCAGGUAAGGCUAAGGAGAGUGGAACGCCACCCAUACAAACGGGUUGGCUGGGUGAUGGGCGACCCUGAAGCAGUACCCACAUUAGACCCUGCAUUCCGGCUGGAGGAGUCCGCACAGGAACUGCAGGAUCAGGUGGAGGUGCCGAGGAUGACACAGUCAGUCGGUGACUGGAUGCUUAAGUUGCCAAACCUCAGAGAAUCAGAAGACUGGUUUAUUUUGCUGGACUGCAUCCUCCAAAGUCCAGCAGUGGUGAAGACUCCAGAUCGGAAUAGCCGUCCUGUCAGCGCCCCCAUCAUGUCUCCAGUGUCGCCAGUCUCCCUUGGGGAGAAAGCCGCAUCGCCAUCAACCCCACGUGCUGAUCACUGGGUAGCUCCUACCCCCAGCCGUCGCCCCAACCGCCUGGAGGACAGAAGGGCAGAGAUCAGGAAGGGAUACCACACGGCAGAGUCCCCCAGACCAGAGCUGCUACGAGAGGCGAAGGCACUAGCAACAUCACGACGGGAGAGGAGAGAGAUCUCCAAGACCGCAGCUUCCAUGGGGGAGACACCGGCCCAGCAGCUGCCAAGGCCUGAGACUGAACCGGUGCGCAUGAGAAAGAAAAGAGCUAAGAAAAUAGAGGGUGAAACUAUUUAUAUCCGCCAUAGCAAUUUAAUGUUGGAGGAUGUGGACAAGACGCAGGGCGAGCUGAUGAGACACCAUGCCAGCAUCAGCGAGCUGAAGCGCAGCUUCAUGGAGGCCAUGCCUGAGCAGCGGCCCAGCGAGUGGGACAAGCGCCUGUCCAGUCAGUCGCCCUUCCGUUCCAUCACCAUCAACGGGCAGCUGCAGCCGAGUGCCAAUGGGUCGCCCCUGGUGAAGAAGAUGCAAACUGUCACCAUCUCCGACAUCACCAACAACAUCCGUGGUGAUCCCACAACAAAGGAAGUCCCCAUUGUGCACACAGAGACCAGGACCAUCACCUAUGAAUCACCACAGACAGGAGAUAAUGUUCUGGACCGAGACGGUGGUAUUCUGCUGAGUGCCCAGACAAUUAGCUCCGACACGGUCUGCACCACAACCACCACCCAGAUCACCAAGACGGUGAAAGGUGGCAUCUCGGAGACACGCAUUGAGAAGAGGAUCGUCAUCACUGGAGACAUGGAGAUCGACCAUGACAAAGCUCUCGCUCAGGCCAUAAAGGAGGCAAAGGAGCAGCACCCAGACAUGUCCGUCACCAGGGUGGUGGUGCACCAGGAGACGGAGAUCACCCCAGACACCACAUCUCAGUUGUAGACCAGCAGCCCCAGACAGAGGGUCACGCCACCAUCCAGAGGACCAGUCUGCCUCCGUGCUCCAAUCCUUGAGACACGCCAGAAACACCAGCAAAAAUCCGUGGGUGGGGAAAUCUCAGCAGCGUGUCGUGUCGCGUUACCUCCCUGCCUUCUGCGAACACUGCCGUGACAUGGAUCCUGACCUCCAGCCUCUUGAUUCCACCAGCGCCCUCUCCAGGACAAACGCUACAGCUUUUCUUUCUAUUCCGGGAAAUUUUCUAAGUGUCAAAUGGGUUUUGGUGUGAUGAUUUUGUGAUAGUGGGACUUUUUCCAAAGACAUUUUUAAUAGCUGAAAUUUGGCAAAGCAACCAGAUAGAAACACCAAAACCAUUCCAGAUUGUAUUAAUAACUGCUGUGUGUAGAAGCGUUUUAUUUUCCAUUUUGAUUUUUUUUCUAACUGAGCAAAAAGUUUUGUGAAUUAUUCAGAACUGGAGAUCGGUCCUCUUGAUAUUUGUUCAUGAAGUUGUAGUGGUGUUUAUAAAGACGUAGUUGUAUUUAUAAAAAUGUUUUAGUGUAGUUUUUCACGGCAUCACAAAACAAGAAAGAGUAGCGAAGCUGUACUUUCAUGUCUCUACCACACGGGGGCAGUGUGUGUUCAUUAGCCACAGAGAUGUCCAGCACUCUGGAAUGUUACAAGAAAAAAUUCAUUCUAAAUCGGCCUAAAUCCAACAAGCGCAUAAAUGGCUAAAUGAUUUUUCCCGUCCUCUUAAAGGAAGCAUGCUCCGCAGCCUUAUUCACAGAGCAACAUUAUUACAGCAAUAGAAUAUCGAUAACCGUCUGGAUCAUGCUGCCAGACUUUCCUGUCAACAAGGACUGCAGCCAUAGCUCUUUGAUUCAGAUGAGAAAAAAAACGGAGCUGUUUAUAUCAGUCUAACUGUGAAUUCCUUGCCUAGCCAGUGGUGAGGAACACUUAGUCAUACAGACUACAUGAGAUUGAACAGCCAGAUUCUGUUUUCCUGGGAACAGAUUUUGGGAGUAUAGCACAUAUAUUUUUGGUCUAUUUUAAAUAUGACACUUUUAUAGGAAUUUGUACAGAUAUCUGAUUUUAAUUAUUCGAGUGCUUUUCACUGACCAAAUCAGUCAAGAAGAGCAGGUGCUGAACCUCACUGCAUUUCAAGGCUCCUGUUCCCGGUUCCCUCUUUCGUAGUUUGCGGACGUGUGCGUAGAAGAGGAUGAGACUCAGUUGUGUUUUAUUGAGGGGAAGCUCCUGGUCGAGUAUCUUUCAAGCUGAUUUCAUACGAAGGAGUAUGUUUUGCACCACAAUCAGUCCAGGCGAAGAGGAUGUAUGACAAUACGGCCCUAAUGGUGCCACAGACUCUACUCAAGGGAGGAAGCCUAUAUGGUACAGAAUAUGACAGCCAGACCAGAAGGGCACCUUAUGGUGCUAUUUGAGGAAGCGUGUUUUUAAGUGCUGUAGACCACAUCUUUGGUGAUGUUGGAACACCAUGAAUGUUGAGCCCGGUCUAUAAAUGCAGGACGCCAUAGACAGGCCGUGGAGAGUCACAGCAGCCAUCGUAGCUAAUUCUGUUUUCCACCGUACAUUCCUUCCCAGUAUCUUUCAGAUCCUCGUUAGCGCUCACAAAGGCAUUGUCCUUCUCUCAAGGGACACUUUGGCGUUAGUUACGCAGGCUCAUCUUGAAUGUUGUGGACAUUCCGAUGUAUUUCCGAUGACGUUUCUCCAUGUGUUCUGUCAGUAUUCAUUUCACAUUGUGUUUUAGUGGGGAAAAAUAUUGCUGUAUUGCUUAUACGCUUUUGCUUUUUCUGUUAUUCCCGAAGGUCUCUGUGAGCGUGUCAGCACUGCUCAGUUCUCUUCUGCUAGUUGGACAUGUUUCAAAGCAGUUUUUAUUAAAAUUGUUUGGUUUUUUUCGUUAAGCAAGAGCAGAAGUGAAAAUGGAUGGGUAUUGAAAGGUCAGUGGUAAAUACCAGAGUACAGAAUGAAUAUUGAGGGGGCAGCUAUGACUAGAGGAGUACUCAAUAAGUACUCGCGGACCAAAUGCUUUUAAAUGAUAAUGGAAUGAGGGUUGCACAGUGGCACAGUGGUUAGCACUGUUGCCUCACACCUCUGGGAUCAGCAUUUGAGUCUCCACCAUGGCUCCAUGUGAGUGGAGGUUGCAUGUUCUCCCCGUGUUGUCGUGGGAUUCCCUCCGGGUUCUCCGGUUUUCCCCCACAGUCCAAAAACAUGCCAAAUUGCUCGUAGGAGUGCAUGUGAGAGUGACUGGUGUGUGAGUGACUGGUGUGUGAGUGUGCCCCAUGAUGGCUGGCUCCCCAUCCUGGGUUGUUCCCUGCCUUGUACCCAUAGGUUCCGGACCCCCGUGACCCUGAAUAGGAUUACGCCAGGGCUGCCCAACUCUGCUCCUGGAGUUUUAAGUGCUGCCCUAAUUUAACACACCUGAUACAGAUAAUCAGGCCCUUCAGUAAUAUCUCAGUGUGAGAGACAACUUAGCUUCAACAUUAGCUGAUUCUAAUGCUGAGAUGCUAGGGUGGUGGAUCUCCAGGAGCAGGGUUGGGCAGUCCUGAGAUAAGCGGUUAUAUGAAAUGGAUGGAUGGAUAAUGGAAUGAGUACUGUUAUUGCUGAAGCACUGAAUGAGCAGGAUAGAAGCAGCUAUGAUAACAGAGGUACCAGUGCUUGAAGUGGGUCGAUACUCACCGGCACGGUAUCUCUUUGUUUUUCUCUUUAGAUAACCUCUCAAUAUCUGCUGGUACUGAAUGACAAGGGCAGUGCCGGCACCCAGUACUGAAUAACAAGAGCAAUAUAGGCACCUGGUACUGAAUAACAAGGGGAGUACCUGCACCUGGUACUGAAUAACAAGCAUAGUACCUGCACCUGGUACUGAAUAACAAGCGUAGUACCUGCACCUGGUACUGAAUAUCAAGAGUAGUACCUGCACCUGGUACUGAAUAACAAGGGGAGUACCAGCACCUGGUACUGAAUAGCUAGUGGAGUAUUUUCACGUGGUAUUGAAUAACAAGGGGUGUAUGAGUACGUGGUACUGAAUAAUAAGGAGAGUACUGGCACCAGGUACUGAAUAGGAAUGGAGUACUUGCACAUAGUACUCAAUAACAAGGGGAGUACCCGCAUCUGUUUUUCUCCACUUCAAGCACUGAGUACUACAGAAUGAGUGUUGAGAACUCAGCCAUCCUAGGGCCAGUCUAUAACAUAAUCUGGGGCUGCUCAAAGGCUGCACUCCGUAUAAAGUUUCUCUGAAACUGAACUGCUCCUUCCAUUGUUUAUGUGCUUAGCUGAUGUUUUUUUUGGCGGGGGGGGGGGGGGGGGAGGCCAAAUGCACUGAUCAAGGAUAUGGCAGCAUGGAGCAGCAUGAGGUGGCAUGGAGCGCGGGUUCCUUCCUCAGGGAAACGUUAGGGGUUGGGCCGAGCACCUGGGAUGUAGCUCACUUGGAACCGAUUGCUAGGAAUAAAAAAGAGGCCAGAGAUUUGUGUUGAUGUGCUGAAUUUUCUGUUUAAAUCAUUGUAUCGUAAUUGUGUGCUGUAGAUAGACGGCUUGGUUUCUCACGGUGCCGGGAGCUUGGCGUGAAUGCGGUGGCUAUGGGAACCCUCAGGAAAGGCAGCUGCUUUGACGGUCAUGGUGUCAUUAAAAGUAUCUGCAGAAAUUCAGCGUAUAUCCAUAAAAAACACCUGCCAAAUCCUAACGCGGUGCUGGUCAAUUGCAAUUUAAAGUAUGAAGCAAGUUGUAUGCCCUGCUUUGUAUCUUAUAUUAUUCCAGCUGUUAAAAGAUGCAGAUUUUCAUAUACGUUUUGGCAUAUUCCCACAAUAACACAUGAUAAUAAUAUUAACACUUCCCAAACGUGGGUCACACUGAUUUACUGCAGCUGUACUGAGAGAAUUCUGCCUGAAAACGUGGUAAAUUACAGCCUGUUUUUUGAUACAUUCUGUAUUAACCAAGGAAGACUCUCCCCUAAUCAUUGACGUAUGUUUUGUGGCAGUAUGCAUAAAUUGGGAGUUAAUAGCUUCUCAUAUUCCAGAGAUAGUUUUCAUCCUAUUUUAAAUGCCAUGGCAACACAGUAUUUAAAUUUGACGGUCUGCUCAGAUUGGUUUAUGUCAUCAACAGUGUUACAUUCGGCUGUUGUAACACAGGGAAAACUGUGAAACAAAUGGAUUUGAAGUAAUCCUUCUGCAUUUACCGACAAUGCACUGUGUGUGGCAUUGCGAAUUUCCGGUGAGGAAAGGUAACAGUAAAAUAUGGCACGAGGAAGGGGCUUGUGAAAAGGGUCCCCAUAAGGUGCGUAAGAGGGAGGCUUUGACGUCGUUGCUGUUUUAUAGAGGGCUCUGCUUGGCCAUAAUCUCAAGGAGUCUGCAGGGGCGCCGUCCUGUACCUGGGCCCAGAAAAUAGCUAGAACUGGCACCACUCCUUUGUGGGUCCACUGAGCCUGCAUGUGUGAGGCGGCUUGGGUGCGGUGGGCAGACUUUGUUUUAUGUUUUAGCUUCUUUUUUUCUGCCAUUUCUAAAUGAGGACCUCUUAUGAUGUAGAUUUGAAGCAGGUGGCGUAGCUUAUAAUGUCUGUCAGCUAUUUUAAAUACCACCCCCACCCCCCCCCCCCCCAGCCCUGACACACAGGCCUUUAUUUAAAUAUCCUGAUUGAGGCUGGCGUUCAUAUAUUUUUUCACUGCCAGAGUGAAGAUGAGAGAAAGUUGUAAUUUAUUUUGUAAAGCUUUCUGAACAUUUUGAACUGCAUAGUAUAGAAAUGUAGCUUUGCUUUCCUCACCAGCUUGUUUUCAUGUCAUAGAUUUAAAAAAAAAAAACUGUAGAGAAUUUUGUAACAGCUGAUAUCUUACCUCUGUGGUUUUGGUAGGAACCAUGAGAUUGUGCCACAUACAUACGUUUGUAUUUGCGGUUUUCCGUCGAUAGCAAACCCACAGUGGCACCCAGUGUUGGCUGUCAUUGUGAAUGUUUCUGAUCAUUGUACUUUUUCCUUGUCUUUUUCUGAAAAAUAAAUAAAGUAAUCAAACAAA
Messenger RNA from Brienomyrus brachyistius, 8062 nucleotides. RefSeq names its product protein 4.1-like. The transcript is spliced from 24 exons. Gene Ontology annotation, biological process: cortical actin cytoskeleton organization. The record is from RefSeq and is a predicted model, not a curated record. Gene Ontology annotation, molecular function: structural molecule activity; actin binding. Gene Ontology annotation, cellular component: plasma membrane; cytoskeleton. Lineage: Eukaryota; Metazoa; Chordata; Actinopteri; Osteoglossiformes; Mormyridae. Bases 142 to 3057 code for a protein of 971 amino acids.